AACCAAGCAGGGUGAGGAGAGGAGGAGCAGCAGGAGGCCCUGGAUCACGAGGCCCCGGCACUGCCGGAAAGGGCUCUCCUCCACCCCCAUCAGCACGGACACUUGGGCAGGGGGUGUUCAAAGCCGGAGGCGGAACCCAGGCGAUACUAGAGGACGCGACUUCCCUGCCUCGGUUUCCCCUCUGCAUACAUCCGGGUACCUCACUCUCAGCCGUGCACUGGGUCGGGGUCCUCAGAGGCCCGGGGCCACUCCAGUGCCUGGGGGGGACGGAAGGUGAGGCCCUGAGGGGUGACGGCCCGGUCCGUCGCCGGCCGGGGGCGGGGCUGUGAGGCCCGCGCUCGGAGAUCCCCGCCCGCCGGUUUCCUCCGGGGUCAGCCCGGCUCCUUAUCAGGCGCGGCCAGUCGGCCAGGCUCUUAUCUGUGCCGGUCCAGCAUCCUCCGGCGCGGCCAGGGGUGAGAGGGAGGAAACUGGGCCGCCGGGGGCGGGGAGAGGGCGGGCCGGCCAGGAGCAGCUCACUUUCCCUCGAGGGAUCCACGCCGCCGUCGCCGCGGCCUUUGGGAGCCCGGGAAGAGGCGCGGCUCCGACGCCGCUGCCGGGAGGGGGCGGCAAGCUCCCAGCGGCCCUGCACGCAGAGGCCGGACCGAUCGGGGCCGCGGAGCCUGGCCUGAAACCCAACCGCAUCCUGGCCCUGAAGGACAGAGCCAGGGCACUCACCAAACAGCAGGACCAGCGCGGGGGUGAGCACCCCCUUGGGGUCCAUGUGCCCGCCCCAGGCCCAGGCAGAGGUGGGCCCCACCAUGACUGAGAAGGCCGAAAUGGUGUGUGCCCCCAGCCCAGCACCCGCUCCGCCCCCCAAGCCUGCCUCGCCUGGGCCCCCGAAGGUGAAGGAGAUGGGGCACCAAGGCUCCUCACCCCCCAGGCUGCCCCCUGGCGUGCCAGUGAUCAGCCUGGGCCACACCAGGCCCCCAGGGGCAGCCAUGGCCACCACGGAGCUGAGCGCCCUGCGGCCCCCGCUGCUGCAACUCUCUACCCUGGGAACUGUCCCACCCCCCCUGGCCCUGCAUUAUCACCCUCACCCCUUCCUUAACAGCCUCUACAUUGGGCCGGCAGGACCUUUUGGCAUCUUCCCUAGCAGCCGGCUGAAGCGGAGACCAAGCCACUGUGAGCUGGAGCUGGCUGAGGGGCACCAGCCCCAGAAGGUGGCCCGGCGUGUGUUCACCAACAGCCGGGAGCGCUGGCGGCAGCAGAACGUGAAUGGCGCCUUCGCAGAGCUCAGGAAGCUGCUGCCAACGCACCCGCCCGACCGGAAGCUGAGCAAGAACGAGGUGCUCCGCCUGGCCAUGAAAUACAUUGGCUUCCUGGUGCGGCUGCUGCGCGACCAGGCGGCUGCUCUGGCCGCAGGCCCCGCCCCGUCCGGGCCCCGCAAACGGCCCGCGCACCGGGGGCCCAACGACGGCGCCCGCCGAGGGCCUUUUCGCAGGGCCGAGGCAGUGGUGCGCUCGCAGCCCGCGCCCCUCGCCGGCCCUGACGGCGGCAGCCCCGAUGGGGCGGCCCGGCCCAUCAAGACGGAACGAGCGGUCGUGAGCCCUGAGGUGCGGUGACCUCCGCAGCGUUGCCUCUGAGCCUAGGGGCACUGGGAACUCAGCCCAGGGAGGUCGAGGAAAGGGCAGACGAUGCCCUGCGACUGCUCGGGAGCGAACUCCCCCGAAGAGGGACCAGUGAGGACGUCCCCAACAGGGAAAAGGGCCCGGGGGUCUGGAAGGGCGACUGUCGCCCCCAAAAGCCCUGCAGACCUUUUUUUUUUUUUUAAUCACCCACAGCCCGCUGGAAAUGGCCUUUCCCGCGUCUCCCUCCCGGGGACGAGGUCCGGGAACCAACAUGGCAGACAGGUCAUCGGACUAAAGUGGUGCCUCUUUUUUCGGGGCUGGGGUCACCGACAGAGGUGGGGAGGGACUGGGGAGUCUUUGCCCUUCUCACCGGCGCCCCCUCCUGGAGACUCAUGGAUACACGCUCCUGGACCGCGUCCGGGGAGACACAGAAUCGACGCCGCCGCCCACCCCACCAAUCUCGAACCGGUCCCCGUACGACGGCGUUAGCGAAAGCUCGGGCGCUCUUACUUUUGUUUUUCUUUAUUUCUUUAUUUCACAUACACAUUAGCCAUUCAAUGGAGAAGCCGGAGAGAGUCAGGCAAAGAUGGUAUAACAGAAGCGCAGUGACGGGGGCGGGGCGGGGCGGGGCGGGGCGGAGAGGGAACAUACGGGCUGGCUGCCUACUUGCAUUCCGCUAGGACACUGAAAACCCAGAAAACAAAACAGACAGUAAACUACCCUUGUUUCUUAUGUA
Ailuropoda melanoleuca (giant panda) is the source of this 2343-nucleotide messenger RNA. It is a transcript of the gene LYL1, whose product is annotated as LYL1 basic helix-loop-helix family member. The transcript has 4 exons. Gene Ontology annotation, molecular function: protein dimerization activity; RNA polymerase II cis-regulatory region sequence-specific DNA binding; DNA-binding transcription factor activity, RNA polymerase II-specific. The coding region runs from base 759 to 1601 and encodes 280 amino acids. NCBI's taxonomy places the organism in Eukaryota, Metazoa, Chordata, Mammalia, Carnivora, Ursidae. Gene Ontology annotation, biological process: regulation of transcription by RNA polymerase II. The record is from RefSeq and is a predicted model, not a curated record.